CAGUGCCUUCACAUAACCGUUGUAAGGAUUCCCUUACGAAAUCUAUGAUAUAACUUUCUUCAGAAAGAAAAACAGAUCGUUUAUCCGGAGACACAUUUACGUCUACAGUUCCUAAACACAUAUUAAAAACACACUCAUAUUGAGACUUGUGCGUACCUUCAGUCAACGUUAGGUUAAUAGCAAAAAAAGGGGCUUGAGACAAACUGUAAAUUUUAAAAGUUUCUUGGAUUGUUUUCACUAGUUUUGGCAAAUGGAUGGGUCGCCCAUUGAUAAAUAGCAUUUGUUUAUCGGAAGACAAACGAACUGAACCGACAUGUGGUCUCGAGAUAUAUCCAUCUAUGAAACCAUCUUUCCAUCUAAUUAAAUUCGUUGAUAUUUUCGUACCGAAUAUAUUCAUUAUAUUCAUUUUCAUAUCCGAGUUCAUAUUUGUUGAAAGUUGAACAACUUUUCCAGAGCCCUUUGUUUGAUGGAAUAUUAUAAAUUUCUUUUCUGUGGAGAUAACAGCAUACGCUUGAAGUAAAGAAAUUGACUUGGAAAAAUCGCGCCGACAAUUCCGCUCAAACACUUUCCUCCUCACAGGUAAAGUGGAAAAAAGAUCAUUAAUAGAAACCAUUGUUCCUUUCUAUUUUAAGUUAAUAAGAAUUUUCAUUGGAGAAAAGCCUCAUACUUGUGAAGCAACUGUAGAUUUACUGAUCACAGUCCCUUCAUGAUCAAGUUUUAGUUGGAACCCUUUUGGUGCUUCUGAGGAAGUUGCAGUUGUAAUUGUCACAUUAGAAACAGAACAGAGACUGCUUAGUGCUUCUCCACGAAAUCCGAAUGUUUGCAGAGUAUCUAAAUCCCUGAAUGCUUCAAUUUUUGACGUAUAGUGUUUCUUUCCUGGAGGAAAAUAAUUAGACUAUAAAACAUUCCCCUUGAUUGUAAUUCAUACCGAUGGAAUCUUGGUCUUCGAUUGAAAUCCCGGAACCGUUGUCCAAAACCUCUAUACUAUCAAGACCAUAAUUUUUAAAGCGAACCUCUAGGCGACAAAGUAAGAAUAGGAAAUGAAGAAAAAAGGUCUUACCGAUUGUUGUAGCGCCGGAAUCAAGAGAAUUUUCAACCAGUUCUUUCACUGCUGAUGCUAAAUCCGUGAUUACUUGACCCGAGCAAAUCCUAUGCUACAAAAGUUAAAGCAUAUUCAUGAAAACCACAUACCACAGUCUCAUUCGUGAUAGGCCGUAUAAUUGACAUGAGGAAAGAAACCGAUGAACUCGUCUAAAAGUUCAAUCAAUGAAAGUGUUUCCCGUCACUUUACAAAAAUAAAGAGAAAAAAAAAGAAAAAAUAAGAAAAUAGGAAAACGAGAAUGAUACAACAGCCGGGUUGUAAUUAUUCUGCUCGAUAUAUAUAUAUACCGUUGUACAUACAUAAGUUCGCUUCUCUUAACCAUAAGUAAGGUAUGACUUAACGAAAAUAAAGUCAUUAAACAAAAGUGAAAGAUUCAAAAUCUUGAAACUGCUUUAGAUGAUAAUCACCGAUAUCUAGCAAAAAACAUUAUCAGUUUCACUUAAUGGUCAUAAAGAACUUAUGACUUGAAGAAAGACCGUAAGUCAUUCACUAACUCGCCGUUUCCCAAUAUUUAUACUGAACGGAUUUGCUAGAGUAGGCUCAUACGUUCACUAAAAAGUUAAUCGUCGGGCAAAUUGGAAUUGACUGCUGUUAAAACAUUUAUAGUAUAAGUUUGAGGCACUAUGUAUGAAAGUCGCGAUUUAACGGGAGCUGCUGGACGAAUUGUGGACCCAAACCCUUGGCCAAACAAUAGCAAAAUUGCGGUUUCCUUUGUGGUAAACUACGAAGAGGGUGGGGAGCGUUCAUUGUUGUACGGCGACGAGGGAUUUGAAACGUUUUUAACGGAGGGUGGUUUGAUGCCUUUCCCUAAUCGUCCCGUUCGCGAGCGUUCCAUUGAGUCUUGUUUUGAGUACGGAUCACGAUGUGGCUUUUGGAGAAUACUGAACUUGUUCAAGAAGCAUCAGGUUCCCUUCACAUGCUGGGCUAUUGGCCAGGCUGUUGAGAAAAAUCCCGCGGUCGUUAGUGCUAUGGAAGAAGCUGGAUGUGAAGUAGGCUCUCAUUCUUACCGUUGGAUUAAUUAUGAAAAUGUUUCAGAGGAAGUAGAAUACGAACAUAUCAAGAAAACAAUCUUGGCUAUCCAGAACGCUUCCCCUACUAACACUCCUCCUCGUAGUUGGUACACAGGUCGUGCUAGUCUUCGUACCCGUAAAAUUGUUUGCCAAGUCUAUCGCGAGUUUGGUUUACCUCAACCUUUCGAUUCGGACGAGUACAAUGAUGACCUUCCUUACUGGGUCCCUGAUCCCUUGGCUGAAGAUAAGGGCAGUAAGGAUGACAAGGGCCUUUUAAUCGUACCUUAUACCCUUGAUGUUAAUGAUAUGAAAUUUGCUAUUUCCCCUGGGUUUUGUAAAGCGGAAGACUUUUUUACCUACUGCCGUGACGCCUUUGAUGUUCUGUAUGAAGAGGGACAGAACGGUUCUCCAAAGAUGAUGACUAUUGCCCUCCAUUGCCGAAUGAUGGGUCGUCCAGGUCGUUUUCGCGGUUUGCAAAAGUUAAUGGAGCACAUUACUUCCAAAGAAGGUGUUUGGGUUGCUACUCGAGAACAGAUUGCCAAUGCAUGGGCUGUUAAGCACCCUUAUUAAAAGGAAUGCUCUUUAAUUGAUCCUUACGCCUGGCACAAAAGCAGCCCAAUGCUAAGGUUGUAACCAAACUAAACUAUAUGGUAGUAGCAAAGACUUUCCUAGGAAGGCAGACAAUCUUUUAUUAAGAUGAUUAGAUUACAUGUGAUUUAGAUACUAGUAAAAUUCCUUUUAAAUAGUUAUGAUGCCCUUAAUGAGACUGAACUUGGAAUAACUUGAAGUACUUCAAUAUUAUUAUUGAUUGAAUAGAA
Schizosaccharomyces cryophilus OY26 is the source of this 2930-nucleotide messenger RNA. RefSeq names its product chitin deacetylase Cda1. The transcript has 2 exons. Gene Ontology annotation, biological process: carbohydrate metabolic process. Gene Ontology annotation, molecular function: hydrolase activity, acting on carbon-nitrogen (but not peptide) bonds. Lineage: Eukaryota; Fungi; Ascomycota; Schizosaccharomycetes; Schizosaccharomycetales; Schizosaccharomycetaceae. The record is from RefSeq and is a predicted model, not a curated record. Bases 1726 to 2682 code for a protein of 318 amino acids.